Messenger RNA from Cryptomeria japonica (Japanese cedar), 1855 nucleotides. RefSeq names its product protein NRT1/ PTR FAMILY 2.13-like. The transcript is spliced from 4 exons. Gene Ontology annotation, biological process: transmembrane transport; oligopeptide transport. Bases 44 to 1747 code for a protein of 567 amino acids. Gene Ontology annotation, molecular function: transmembrane transporter activity. NCBI's taxonomy places the organism in Eukaryota, Viridiplantae, Streptophyta, Pinopsida, Cupressales, Cupressaceae. The record is from RefSeq and is a predicted model, not a curated record. Gene Ontology annotation, cellular component: plasma membrane.
UCCCGGCAACAAAGGAUUCAACAGAAUUCCCAUUUUGUUUAAGAUGGCUGUGGACAAUAUGGUUGAGAUGGAGGCUCCACUUCCCUCCUUUAAACCUGCGACGCCUGAGUUAGCAGUUGAAAAAGUAGAGAAGAAUACAGAUAAGGAGGAGCGUGGAGGAUGGAGAACUUUUCCUUUUAUUAUUGGAAAUGAGGUCUCCUCUGGAAUAGCAAUCACUGGUUUGGCAGCAAACAUGAUUGUUUACUUAACCACAGAGUUCAACAUAAACAACAUUGAAGCCACCCAUAUCAUCAACAUAUCAAGUGGAGGAAUCGAGCUGGCUCCAUUAAUAGGAGCAUUUCUUGCAGAUGCAUAUCUGGGUCGCUUUUGGGCAAUUUCCAUUGGUUCAGUUCUAUCAAUAAUUGCAAUGAUUCUUCUACUGCUGACGGCCAUUAUAGAUUCCUUAAGACCACCUCCAUGUAGUCCCAAUCUAAGAGCUGCAGGAAGUUGUGUUCGCCCCACCACAGGACAGUAUGGUGUUCUGUAUCUUUAUUUUGCAUUGUUAAUUGCAGGAGCUUCAGGAGCAAGGUACAAUUCAGGAGCUUUUGGGGCAGAUCAGUUUGCAAAGGGUGGUAGAAAACAGAUUCAAAGUUUCUUCAACUGGUAUUAUUGUAUGCUCUUUGUCUCCAUCAUGAUAGCCUCCACUGUGAUUGUGUAUAUUCAAUCUAAUGUGAGCUGGGCAUGGGGAUUUGGGAUUUGUGUUGCACUCACGGGGAUAUCUUUAGUAUUAUUCUUGUCCGGGACGAGGUUUUACAAUUGUAUACGUCCAGAGGGUAGCCCCUUCACAGGGCUAACACAAGUUGUAGUGGCGUGCUUGAGAAAAAGGCAUCUGCGAUUGCCUUCCAAUGGAGAGGAUUUAUACUAUGGAAUAACAGUUCAAUCCGGGCUUGCCCUUACACAGCAGUUCAGGUUUCUGAACAAGGCCGCCAUAAAAACAUCACAGGACAUUUCAGCAGAUGGGCAUUCAAAUCUGAAUCCAUGGAGGCUGUGCACAGUUCAACAAGUGGAAGAGCUAAAAUCCAUUAUAAAAACAUUGACAAUCUGGAGUGGUAUAAUCAUCCCUGCCAUUCUGUAUACCCAGCAGAACACAUUCUCAGUGUUGCAGGCAUUGACAAUGGACAGGCAUCUGGGUUCCCAUUUCAAAAUACCCGCGGCUUCUUACAUUGUCUUCAAUCUCCUCGCCUGUGCAAUAACAUUAGGUAUGUAUGAAAAUAUGGUGGUCCCGUGGGCUGCUGCGAAGGGAAUAAAAAUAACACAGCUGAGGAGAAUAGCAACAGGCAUGGUUAUCAACAUAGUGGGGAUGGCAGUGGCGGCCAUAGUGGAAAGAAAGCGUCUGAAUAGAUCUGCAGAGGAAUCGGCAUUUUGGCUCCUUCCUCAGCAUGUAUUCAUUGGGGUGGGAGAAGGAUUUCUGAGUGCAGGGAGGAUUGAUUUCUUUUACUCUGAAUUUCCAGAAACAGUACGCAGCACGGCCACUGGUUUAGUCGCUGCGAGUAUGGCGACUGGGUUUUAUUUGAGCAGUUUGUUGGUGAGUAUCAUUCAUCAAAAUACAGAUUGGCUAAAUGAUGGUCUGAACUAUAGCCGUCUUGAUUGCUUUUACGGCCUACUCUGUGUAAUGGGUGUGCUGAACUUUUGUUACUUCACAAUAUGCGCUCGUUGGUAUAAAUACAAAGCAAAAAUAGAAGGAUCUCACAACACAUCUACGCCAUGAAAUGCAAAGGAAUGUCAGGGCUUCUCAAAAUAAGUACAAAAUAUAUUUGUACUCUGGAUUUUGCUCGAUCUAAAUGAAUUAACUUUUUUAAGUAUUCAAUUAUGUUUA